This is a messenger RNA of Babjeviella inositovora NRRL Y-12698, 762 nucleotides long. RefSeq names its product p24 family protein. The record is from RefSeq and is a predicted model, not a curated record. Bases 1 to 762 code for a protein of 253 amino acids. Gene Ontology annotation, cellular component: endoplasmic reticulum; endoplasmic reticulum-Golgi intermediate compartment; Golgi apparatus. Lineage: Eukaryota; Fungi; Ascomycota; Pichiomycetes; Serinales. Gene Ontology annotation, biological process: Golgi organization; intracellular protein transport; endoplasmic reticulum to Golgi vesicle-mediated transport. The transcript has a single exon.
AUGGUCAGGCCCUUAUCAGUAGCUUUUCUCCUAGCAGUGCUAGGCUUGGCAAUAACCAAACCAAUACUCGAACACUCAUAUACGUCGUUUCCGGAGGCCAGAGUUACAUUCGACGUUCCUAUCACCCAAAGAGCACACCUUGCGGCCAAGAAUACCGACAAGAUCCAACGGGUGUGUCUCCGUUACCGGGUUCCGCAAUCCGCGCUCGUGGCGCUCCGGGUCGAAACCAGUGAAAAGUACCAUAAUCAGGAACUCAACGUGGAUAUUACCGAUCUGAACGACUCGGAUUCAUUAAUCCGUCGCAAGAACGAUAUUGUCAAUCAGGUGGAGAUCUUGUUCAAAGCUGAUGGUCUGGCCAUGGCACUAAAGAAGCAUGAUGAGGAAGCUCCUCUCAGUGAAUUUGACGUGUGUUUUCUCAACAUUGUGCUCGAAGCCUCUGACGAAGGAAUUUCCAAAGAGGUCACCUUGAGCGUCGACUUUGACACCAGCGUGGACGGCGAGUCACCUUGGCAGAAGGAAAAGCUCCUGUCCAUCCAGAAAUCUCAGCCCUUACUUGUGAGGUUACAGGAAACUAUCCGAGAGAUUGAAGAGGUCGAGCGGCAGUUGGAGUACUUGGUGGCCCGCGAAGAGAAGUUGCGGAACGUGAAUGAGGACACGUUUAAAAAGUGGACGGUGUUGGCGAUCAUGGUGAUGUGUGCUUUGGUAGUCAUGGGUAUAUUACAGGCGAGGUAUAUCACCUGGUGGAUGAAAAACAAGAUCUGA